UAAGAAUUGCUAAGUGUUCAAUGAUUCAAAUUCGGCGUGAACGAGCUAAUAACUCGACGGAAUAAAACGCCACUGAAAGAAAAAAACUCUCAGAGAUGGCGGAGUGCGGAAAAAACCGAGCGCUUCUGUAUUUAUUUCUUCUCUGGUUCAUAUAUCUUAUGGUUGGCAUGUUUAUAUUCAGAGCUGUUGAACGCGACGAUAAACCCGACCCCGAGCAAUCGAAACCACAGCUAUUGGAGAACAUAAAAGACAAUAUAACAGCCAAGUAUAACAUGAGUGAGGCCGAAUUUGACAGCAUUGUGAAGCAUGUUGAAGCAGCUUCGUCGGCCUCGAGUGAUGGACCGGAAUGGAGUUAUCAUGAAUCGAUAUCUUUCGUGGUUCAACUGGUAACAACAAUCGGAUAUGGCAAUAUCACUCCAGUGACCACAGGCGGCCGAGCCUUUUGUAUAAUCUUCGCCUUGUUUGGUAUCCCGAUCAACAUAUUGUUCCUGCAGGUGGUUGGAGAACGAAUGCUACGCAGUGAGCGACUCCUCGUCACAAAAUUCGAAUCCCGCUGCCUUAAGAGAGAGGACAAGCCAAGACACUUGAAUGAAAAGUGCGCUUUGCUGGGUUUGAUGUUGUUGAUAAUAAUUUUACUUGUGGGGGCGGCAACUGCGGUAAAGGUCCAGGAAUGGACUUUCUUUGAAGGUUUCUAUGCCUACUUCAUUACUUUCACAACAGUUGGAUUUGGCGAUUUGAUCCCAGGAGGUGGCCCGUCAAAACAUCCCGUCUGGAAUACAGUAAUUCGAAUCAUUUUCAUUAUCCUGGGUUUGGCGGCCAUGUCGAAUGUAAUCAACGGACUUGUUUCGGCACGGGAUUGUAAAGAGUGCAAAGAAUUUUUCAAGAAUUUAAAGGCUCGGUUGGGAAGAAAACAAAGAGUUAAAAAUCCUGAAACGACGGAAAAGAUGGGAAUGGAGAUAAACGAACAAACCGAAAAGCCUUUUUAACUUUGAAGAACAAGAAGCGAUUUGUGCAUAUUGAAUAAUUAAGCUUAAGAUUUUUCAAGUUUAUCAUUUUCAAUCCUCUCCAUCCUCCGCCAUCCUUCUUCGUUCUUGUUUUAUUAUUGCCUCUUUCGUGUUUUUCUAUCUUACUAAACCAAUAUUUUAAAGUCUCAUUCAAGUUGAAAGUCUUUUUUGCACGUCACAAACAAAUUGACUCAAGUUAUCGAUCUUGACGUAAGUCCUUCGGACCGAGGGAAUGACAUUAUUCCAUAACAGACCUAAAUUCAAAUUUAUCUCCGCCAUUAAAAAGUAUGAAUAAACAUUUGCGACUCACCGCUUUUUGAUAUUCCAAGAAGUAACGUAACAGCCUGAAAAUUUUCUUCAAAUGUGCUAAAACUUCAACAAUCGGCGCUGCCAAUUUGAAGACUCGGUCACUCGGUCAGUUGGCCGCAUGACGUCCCAUAAUUCAACUCAUGGCGGGAACCAGAACGCGCGUAGCAAUGCUACGCUCAUUAAUGUUAUUGGUAUUAGACCGGAUUUAUCAGUCGGAUCUUCAAUAAAAAUUUCUCUCAAAACGUG
This is a messenger RNA of Pocillopora verrucosa, 1559 nucleotides long. Its product is annotated as potassium channel subfamily K member 9. The record is from RefSeq and is a predicted model, not a curated record. Gene Ontology annotation, molecular function: potassium ion leak channel activity; outward rectifier potassium channel activity. Gene Ontology annotation, cellular component: plasma membrane. Gene Ontology annotation, biological process: stabilization of membrane potential; potassium ion transmembrane transport. Lineage: Eukaryota; Metazoa; Cnidaria; Anthozoa; Scleractinia; Pocilloporidae.